GGUGAGGGCGGGGGGAGCGGCGGCGGCCAUCUUGUGCGAGGAGCGACCGGAGGCGCCAGGCAGGAAGCCCCGAAGGAGGCCGGAGGAAGGAAGGAAGGAAGGAAGGAAAGAAAAAGGGGGGGGGAAAAAAAAGGAAGGAAGGAGAAGCCGACAGCAGAGCCUCCUGCCCGCCCGCCCGCCGCGGAGGAGCCGCCGCCGCCGCCAUGAACCCCGAAUAUGAUUACCUGUUCAAGUUGCUUCUGAUCGGAGAUUCCGGUGUCGGGAAAUCCUGCCUCUUGCUACGGUUCGCCGAUGACACCUACACAGAAAGCUACAUCAGCACCAUCGGGGUAGACUUCAAAAUCCGGACCAUUGAACUGGACGGCAAAACCAUUAAGCUGCAGAUUUGGGACACAGCUGGGCAGGAACGGUUCCGGACUAUCACGUCCAGCUACUACCGAGGGGCCCACGGCAUCAUCGUGGUCUACGACGUAACGGAUCAGGAAUCGUACAACAACGUCAAGCAGUGGCUGCAGGAGAUUGAGCGUUACGCCAGCGAGAACGUCAACAAGCUGCUCGUCGGCAACAAGUGUGACUUAACCACAAAGAAGGUGGUGGACUACACAACCGCCAAGGAGUUUGCCGACUCGCUGAGCAUCCCCUUCCUGGAGACGAGUGCCAAGAACGCCACCAACGUGGAGCAGUCGUUCAUGACCAUGGCGGCCGAGAUCAAGAAACGGAUGGGCCCCGGGGCCACGGCCGGCGGGGACCGGCCCAACUUGAGAAUCGACAGCACUCCGGUCAAACAAGGAGGAGGCGGCUGUUGCUGAACAGGAGGGACAUGAUGGCUUUGAGGGGAGGGGGGGACGGAUGGGGGGGGGCCUGGGACAGGCCGGGACAGCGGGGUCCUGCCCCCCCCCCUCCCCACCGUCCAGCCCCUUCCUCCUCCUCCUAUUUUUUUUUUUUCAUUCUCCGAAGGGGGCUUUCCGGAUGAUACCUCCGUGCCGGAGGGGACGGGGCCUUUCUCCCAGCGCAGCUGCUGCUCCGAGUUGGAGGGGGGGGGGGUCUUUAGCUGUGUGUGUGUGAGGAGGGGGGGGGAGAGAGAGGGUUCCCACUCCUCUAGGCAGGAACUGGGUGGCCCUUUCUUUUACUGCAAGGGGGGUUGUCUCAGCCCCCCUUCCUCCCCUCCUUCCCCCCCCCCCCCCCCCCCCCCAGCCCCAAAUCUCUCUCUCCCUAUUUGGUAAUCCAAAGCUGAGCGUUUCUAUCUCCACCUUUCAGUCUGCCUGCUUCCUCAUCUCCUCCUCUUCCUCCUCCUGCCCUUAAGUAGGAGAUCCCCCUCCCCAAUGAAGGCUGUUCCCACCCCCCCCAACCCCUCCCUCCUUCCUGCAUCUGUUUGACGGUGUUUCCUUUUUAUUCCACCCAAAUUUCCAUCUCUCCGUCCCCCCCGAAAGACUAUGUCAUUCCUUCCCUGGCCCUUCCUGAACCCCCUCCUCCUCCUCCCUCCUCACCCCUCACCCCUAGGGUCUUUCAACGCACACAUACACCCCAAUCCCCCUCCCAGCCACCCCUCUCCCCAAUUUCUUCCUGCCUCCCAGCACCAUCGGCCGCUUAAUAAUCCCUCGAAAUGGAGGGGGGGGAGGAAGAGGGAGAUGGGGGGGCUGUGGAGCUGGGGGGGGGAUUGGGGGUCUUCCCCCAGCUUCUGCAUUUCACGGUCAAUGAAUGUAUCUCUGCUGGGCAGCCCCUCGAGCUUGUGAAUAAUUUUAUAGGGUCUCCCUUGUGUGUUCCCCCCCCCCCCGGGCUCCCCAUUUUUUUCCUCUUCCUCUCUCACCUCCCUGUGUAUCAAUGACCAAAUGUAACCCCCCCCUUCCGCCCCCCGCCAGAUAUCUCUUCCCAUGCUGCUGGGCCGAGCCCCCUGCCCCCAAAUCUGCCCCUUCCCCCCCUCUAUUUUUAGCAGCAGGAAGUCCUUUCCUUCCCCAGCCACUUGUCUGCCCCGGUGGUCCUUUCCUUCGUCCGUCUCAUCCUCGCUCGUUCGCUCGCUCGCUGGUCCCCUUCCUCGCCCGACCCCACCCCCCCACCCACUCCCGCUUUAUUUAAGGAACGUCAGGGACCCCCGUCGCGGGGUGGAAAAGUUUUCCGUCGGCUCUCGAUUUCGUCCGCUCGUUUUGUUUUUUUUUUCCACAAGUGACAUUAUACAAAACCACAGAUACGAGAGGAAAAGAGAAAAAAAAGAAAAAAGAGGGAGGGAAAGAAAGAAAGAAAGAAAGAAAGAAAAAAAAAACCGAAUAAAACAUAACCAGCCUCUUGCAAAAUGAGGAUUUUCCAGGC
This is a messenger RNA of Pantherophis guttatus, 2304 nucleotides long. RefSeq names its product ras-related protein Rab-1B. NCBI's taxonomy places the organism in Eukaryota, Metazoa, Chordata, Lepidosauria, Squamata, Colubridae. The record is from RefSeq and is a predicted model, not a curated record. Gene Ontology annotation, molecular function: GTP binding; GTPase activity.